This is a messenger RNA of Lathyrus sativus (Indian pea), 1623 nucleotides long. NCBI's taxonomy places the organism in Eukaryota, Viridiplantae, Streptophyta, Magnoliopsida, Fabales, Fabaceae. The record is from the annotation of a GenBank genome assembly.
AUGAAGGUCAUUUUAACUCCAAUAAUUUUUGGAGUUUUGGCGUGCUGGAGUACGCUUUCGGUAAUUGCGGAAGAUCGAUCUUUGAUUUUCACAUGGGAAAUUACUAAAGGAACAAUUUUUCCUCUUGGUGUUCCUCAAGAGGCUAUUCUUAUCAAUGGCCAAUUUCCAGGCCCUACAAUUGAUGCCAUCACUAAUGAUAAUAUUGUUGUCAAUGUUAUUAACAAGUUGGAUGAUAAAUUUCUCAUUACAUGGAGUGGUGUAAAACAAAGAAGGACAUCAUGGCAAGAUGGAGUUUUAGGAACAAAUUGUCCAAUCCCUCCAAAGACAAACUGGACAUACAAAUUUCAAUUAAAAGAUCAAAUUGGAACCUACACAUAUUUCCCAUCAACCAAAAUUCAUAAAGCUGCUGGUGGUUUUGGAGGACUCAAUAUUGCCCAAAGAUCGGUUAUAGCCAUUCCAUAUCCUGCCCCGGAUGGUGAAUUCACCCUACUUAUUGGUGAUUGGUACAAGACCAACCAUAAGGUACUAAGGAGACUAUUGGAUCUUGGCAAAAGCCUUCCUUUACCUGAUGCUCUUCUUAUAAAUGGUCAAAAAGAUAUUGCUGUAUUUACAGGAGAAGCAGGGAAGACAUACAAGUUCAGAGUAUCCAAUGUAGGGAUAGCAACUUCAAUUAACUUUCAAAUUCAGGAUCAUUCAUUGAAGCUCAUUGAAGUUGAAGGUGCUCACACAUUGCAAGAAACAUAUAAGUCACUCGAUAUUCAUGUCGGACAAUCAAUGACAUUUUUAGUCACACUAGAUAAAUCAGUUAGCGACUAUUACAUCGUUGCAUCGAGCCGUUUCGUCCAGCCUAAUCUUACUUCCACUGCAACGCUUCGAUAUUCUGGAUCAAACCGUAAGGUCUCGGGUCAAUUACCCAUUGACCCGACUAUCGAUCUAGAUUGGUCCAUGAAGCAAGCUAGAACCAUUAGACUGAACUUGACAGCAAAUGCCGCUCGGCCAAAUCCACAGGGAUCGUUCCACUACGGAACCAUCCCUGUGAUGAGGAUAUUGCAAUUGGCAAACUCAAAAUCUGUCAUAAACGGAAAGCUACGAUACGCAGUAAACGGAAUUUCACACAUCAAUCCAAGCACUCCAUUGAAGCUUGCUGAUUAUUUCAACAUUCCCGGAAUCUUCGAUCUCAACACAAUCAAGGAUGCUCCUUCUCCAGGCUCCAUUGUCAAAUUUGGAACAUCUGUCGUAGGUUUCACUCUUCAUGACUUUGCAGAAAUAAUCUUCCAGAAUAAUGAAAACACUAUUCAGUCAUGGCACAUGGAUGGAUCUAGCUUCUAUGUUGUUGGAUUUGGAAAUGGCAUAUGGACACCUAAUGUGAGAAACACUUACAAUUUGGAUGAUGGUAUUUCAAGACACACUGUUCAGGUGUAUCCAAAAUCAUGGACAGCAAUAUUGGUGUCUUUGGACAAUAAGGGCAUGUGGAAUUUGAGGUCUGCAAUAUGGGAAAAUAGAUAUUUGGGACAAGAGUUGUAUAUGAGGGUUUGGAACAAUGAACAAAGCCUAUACACUGAGACUAAUGUUCCUUUGAAUGCAUUGUUUUGUGGCAAGGCUAAACAUUUGCCUAAAUUUUAA